AUGCGCUCCACGAUACGAGCACUCACUGCUCUGGCUUCGGUCGCCCUCAUCGCUCCCUCAAACGCCCAGACAUGGUCCAACUGCAACCCCACUCUACGAAGCGAUUGUCCUCCAGACUCCGCUCUCGGGAGAACCGUCAACAUUGACUUCUCGUCUGAGUCGGAGAGUUUCACACCCCAAGGCAAUCCCACUUACGGCGACGAUGGUGUGUCGUUCACCGUCAGACAGUCUGGAGACGCACCUCAGCUUACUUCGCUGUGGUACAUCAUGUUCGGAAAGGUGGACAUUGAAAUUCAAGCCGCACCGGGCGCGGGUAUUGUCAGCAGUUUCGUGCUGCAAUCCGACACACUGGACGAAAUCGACUGGGAAUGGCUCGGUGCAGACCCCGAUGAGGUUCAGAGUAACUACUUCGGAAAGGGCCAAACUACAGACUACAACCGUGGUGCUUUCCACUCCGACCCAGGCAGUCAAUCGGGCUUCAAGAAGUACACCAUUGAAUGGACCCCGGAACAGAUUGUCUGGCAGAUUGAUGGCACCACUGUCCGUACGCUAGAGCCUGCGAAUGCCAACAACCAGUACCCUCAGACACCUAUGCAGGUCAAGUUCGGUGCAUGGAGCGGUGGUGAUUCCGCCAACCCUGCAGGUACCAUCUCUUGGGCUCGCGGACCCACCGACUACUCUCAGGGCCCCUUCACCAUGAAGGUCAAGUCUCUCAUGGUUCAGGACUACUCUACCGGUACUCAAUACGUCUACGGCGACCAAACUGGUACCUCGGGAUCUAUCAAAUCUGUUGGAGGUACAAUCUUCUCUGGUGGUAACGCUCCUAUAGCGGACGCACCGGCCAUCACUGCGACUGCUACUGGCCAGCCGCUGCCCUUUACUCCCCACCAAACCUCCAGUUACAACCGCCCCAGCGUCUACCCCUGGAUUCCCGACCCGUCGGCUACUCCCACUGCGCAACCAACAUUUGCGAACUACCCCGGGCUUCCGAGCGGGUGGACCGUUUCGGAUUCCGGAAAGGUUGUUCCACCCAGCUCAGCCACUGUCAAUGUCCCCUCUCGGUUCCUAUACCUCAUCGCCGCAAGCUUUGCCUACGGGUUCCUCCGACAAUGGGCCUAA
This is a messenger RNA of Alternaria atra, 1119 nucleotides long. RefSeq lists its product as uncharacterized. Bases 1 to 1119 code for a protein of 372 amino acids. Gene Ontology annotation, molecular function: hydrolase activity, hydrolyzing O-glycosyl compounds; glycosyltransferase activity. Gene Ontology annotation, cellular component: fungal-type cell wall. Gene Ontology annotation, biological process: carbohydrate metabolic process; fungal-type cell wall organization. The transcript is spliced from 2 exons. NCBI's taxonomy places the organism in Eukaryota, Fungi, Ascomycota, Dothideomycetes, Pleosporales, Pleosporaceae. The record is from RefSeq and is a predicted model, not a curated record.